This is a messenger RNA of Eleginops maclovinus (Patagonian blennie), 1729 nucleotides long. RefSeq names its product P2Y receptor family member 8 (gene p2ry8). The record is from RefSeq and is a predicted model, not a curated record. Bases 356 to 1486 code for a protein of 376 amino acids. Gene Ontology annotation, biological process: phospholipase C-activating G protein-coupled receptor signaling pathway; positive regulation of Rho protein signal transduction. Gene Ontology annotation, cellular component: plasma membrane. NCBI's taxonomy places the organism in Eukaryota, Metazoa, Chordata, Actinopteri, Perciformes, Eleginopidae. Gene Ontology annotation, molecular function: G protein-coupled receptor activity. The transcript is spliced from 4 exons.
GGAUUUUUUUUAUUCAGCAUGUUACAGACACAACUUUUUUUGACUGCAGUGAUUUAACUGACAAUGACUAAUAUUGAAAGUAGGUGCUUCAUUCCCUUUAACGAAUCAGAAAACCCCCAAAAUGUCAUUCCUAGAUAUGAUUUAAUUUCUCGGUUCAGCUUUUCAAAUAAGCCCUUUUUACUGUUCAGCUAUCCUACAUGUAUAGAAAUAGUCAAUUCAUGAAUCACGUUGUAAGGACACCUGAUGUGUGUGUUCUCCAUGCUGUUAGCAUGUGGGGAGUUUUAGACCUUCCAUUUUCACGACUGAAUCUAUUGCGUGGCUGUUGAAGCCGUUGGCAGGAUGAAAAGAUUGUCACAUGAUCCAUUUCCUCUCUUUCUACCACUAUACAACGACAAAUCUUGUUUCGUCAGGAGUCACAAUAUCUGUACCUCCAUCUACAACCGACAUUGAUAAUCUACCUUUUGGUUCUUCUGCUUCAGUUUUCAUAGCUCCACAAGUUUGUAAAAGGUCGACUCUGGUGAUGAGAAGCCAUUCCCAUCCAGUCAUGACGGGCAAUCACAGCUUCAAGCUAGACAACGCCACUCUGUACCUGUUUCUGAGUGUGAACACCAGCAUUACCAUCUCUGUCAUCUACAUGAUCGUCACUGUCAUUAACCUGAUCACCUACCAACUCCAAGGAUACGACUGGACUCUGGGAUCCAUGAUGUGCAGUGUCAUGACCCUUGUCUUCUACACCAACAUGUACUGUUCCAUCCUGACCAUGAUGGCCAUCGGAAUUGUACGCUACCUGGGCAUCAUCCUGCCCAUGCGGUAUAGAGAUAAAGUAGGAACUGGGAAAAAAAAGAUCAUCGCUAUCAUCAGCUGCAUGCUCAUGUGGGGUUUGGUCCUCAGUGUUCUGCACCCGCUGAUGAAAACAGAUCUGACCUUUUACAUUCCUGAACUCAAGAUUACCACAUGCUUUGACAUACUGAAGAGAGAAAUGCUCCCGUCAAAGGCUGCCUGGGCUACUUUUCUCUUCAGCAUGGUGUUCUUCCUUUUUCUCCUCCCUUUCUGUGUCACAACAUUUUGCUAUGUGAGAGUGAUACUCAAACUGGCCAAAGAUUCCAAGACAGCUCAGAAAAAGAGAGCCAUACAUCUGAUCUCCGUUGUUCUCCUGGUCUUUACCUUCUGCUUUGCUCCCAACAACAUCCUCCUGUUUGCUCACGCUGUGCUGAAACUUUUCUAUGGCCAGUCUCUCUACAUGGCCUACAAACUGUCUCUUUGUUUGAGCUGCCUGAAUAGCUGCCUGGACCCUUUCAUUUAUUACUUUGCUUGUAAGGAAUUCCGACAAAAGCUGCGAAAGCUAAUGAAUCUGUCAAGUCAGAGUAGUGCAGAUUCAAUGAAGACGAAGCAUAAGGAGUGUUCUUAUUCGGCACAUUACAAUUGUGAUAGUUUAGAAAGAGAAGACAGCAAGGUAUCUUAUCCACAGCGUAGAUCAACAAAAUGAGAGGAAGAGAUAAGGGUGUAACUUCCGUGAUUAGGGAAGUGAGCGCAAGACAGAAACCAUAAAAAUGAGGCGGUUGCCGAGAGUUAUUCGAGCUAUUACAUGAACAGGAUGCAGCUGAUUCAUUUUACCUAUUGUAUGAGUUUUUUCUUUUAAAUAUUAAAGAUGAAUUGUAGAUAUUGUAUAUUUUUUUAACCAAAUAUAUAUAGCAUGUCAAUAAAAUGUGAAUAAACUCAUUGUAACAUA